AUGCUCCGCGCAUCCCUCGCCAAGUCCUCCCCCCCUGUCCUCCGCCGCUGCAUGACAUCGCUAGCCUCCGCCAAAAAAGAAGGCGACAUCUCGGAUGCAUUUACUUCGCUAUCCGGGGCCCAGCGCGAGCCUUUACCAGAUCGAUAUCGUCAGCUGAAACUUGCACUCCUACAAGGUCGAGAAGAUAAGAUUGUGCAAUCAUGGAAGAAGCUGCUUCGUGAGUUGAAGCGGGAGAAUGAGAUUGUUGCGAACAAGGGACCGGGUGUUAUACCACAGAUUGAGUUUAAGGACCUUGAGAAGAGGAAUGAUGCAUUGAGGGAGGAGGUUAAGAAGAGAGGCGUUGUUGUGGUGAGGGGUGUUGUUCCGGAGGGUGAGGCGAGGGCGUAUAAGGCUGAGGUGGAGGAGUAUGUUGCUAGGAAUCCAUCUACACGAGCAUUUCCACCUCACGAUCCUCAAGUCUACGAAUUAUACUGGUCACCACCCCAACUAAAAGCCCGCUCACACCCAAACUUCCUGUCCGUCCAACAAAACCUCAUGUCCCUCUGGCACACCACAUCCCCGACAUCAAUCUCCCUCUCCCAACCCUUCAGCUACGCCGACCGCCUGCGUAUCCGCCAACCCGGCGAUGCCAGCUUCGCUCUCGGUCCCCACAUCGACGGCGGAAGUGUCGAGCGCUGGGAACCAGAGGGUUACGGCGCAGGACACGUCUACGACUCCAUCCUCCAAGGAAACUGGGAGACCUACGAUCCAUGGGAUGCAAGCGGCCGUGUCGACGCUGUGAACAAUCGGUACGAUGGAUUGGGUGCAUGUUCGAUGUUUAGAAUGUGGCAGGGGUGGAUGAGCAUGAGUCGUACGAAGCCUGGGGAGGGGACAUUGUUGGUUAAUCCGCUGGUGAAGCUAUCUAUGGCGUAUGUGCUGCUGAGGCCGUUUUUCAAGGCGAGGAGUGGAAGUUUGGGGGAGGGGUACUUGGAGGAGGGGAAUUGGGAGUUGAUGAGGGAUGUUGAUAGUGAGUUGCAGGGUGCGACGCCGGGGACGGGACAGGAGUUGACGGGUGAGCUGCAUCCGCAUUUGGAGCUUGAGAGGACGAUGGUCCACGUCCCUGAGAUACGACCUGGAGAUUUCGUAGCAUGGCACUGCGACAGUAAGUCUCUCCACUCUAACUCUUACUACCCCAAAUUACCAUCGGUAUUAAUGAACAUAGCAAUCCACUCAGUCGACAAAGUACACGCCGGCAAAGCAGACUCUUCAGUGCUGUACAUCCCCAUCUGUCCGAUCACGGCGCAGAACGCAGAGUACAUGGUCCGUCAGCGCGAGGCUUUCCUCCGUGGCACGCCGGGACCGGACUUCCCUGGCGGUGCGGGGGAGGCCGGGCAUGUGGGGCGGGGCACGGAGGAGAUGCUUGACGGAGCGGCUCGUCGGGCGAUGGGCCUGAGUGCGCUGAGGACGGAGGGGGAGGGGGAUGUUGUGAGAGAGGCGAAUCGGAUCCUUGGGUUUUAG
Molecule: messenger RNA, 1497 nt
Organism: Fusarium musae
Lineage: Eukaryota; Fungi; Ascomycota; Sordariomycetes; Hypocreales; Nectriaceae
Exons: 2
Coding region: 1-1497 (498 amino acids)
Source: RefSeq, a predicted model, not a curated record